AUGUGCAGAUACUUUUCUUUACAGGAUGGUAGCGAUGAGACCAACUGCCCCGCAACUUGUCCGGAGUACGAAUGCAACGAUGGUCAAUGUCUGCCCCUAAGCUCCCGGUGCAACGGCAUGAUUGAAUGUGACUCUGAUGAGGCCUGCUGCGGACCCGACCAAUUUGAAUGUCGACGCCCACAACCCCGAGUCUACUCUGGAGACAACUCUCCGUUGAUGGCUCGAGCGGAUUUCUCCAGUGGAUUAUAUCGCUACUACCGAAAGCACUCGUCGCCGGCAGCCGCUGCAUGGGAACGUUGCAUCCCCAUGAUAUUCUUCUGUGAUGGAAAGGCUGACUGUCACGACAGCUCGGACGAAGCGACUUGUGCCAGUAGUCCAGUAAACGAGUUUGGUGAUGUGCCGACGCGCCUAUCGAGCAAUGGCUCCAUCCAUGGUUCUACAGGACCCCCCACUAUGCCUAACGGAGGUGGCUUGAACGGCGAAUUUCCUUCCGUCUAUGCAGCGCUAAUCGUACUGGCCCUCCUUGUGGUUCUCGUUGUCAUUAGCCUGAUUGGCUACUUUUGUUCCAAGGGGUUAGUUUAUCUUUUGCAUUUAGUACUACUUGAUGCCUGGCCUCGUUUCAAUCUCCUUUUAAAAUAA
Messenger RNA from Dibothriocephalus latus, 639 nucleotides. NCBI's taxonomy places the organism in Eukaryota, Metazoa, Platyhelminthes, Cestoda, Diphyllobothriidea, Diphyllobothriidae. The record is from the annotation of a GenBank genome assembly.